AUGAACAUCACAGUUCUGGUUGUGGAUGAUGAUCCUAUUUCUCUCUCUAUUAUCUCCAAUAUGCUUAAAACCCCGAUCUACAUAGAUAAACCAUUUGGGGAAAUUACAGUAAUGACAGCAAAUGAUUCGUCAGAAGCAUUAUCUAAGCUUAGAUGUCAAUUCAACAACAUUGAUGUUGUAAUCACCGAUUAUCAUAUGCCUGGUUUGAAUGGUGCACAAUUAAAAAAGAGGAUUAACGAAGAAUUUGGAAAUUUGCCUGUCAUUGUGAUGUCAGCAGAGAUGAACAAUGAAAUUGAGCAAGAGGCUUUAUCUUCUGGAGCAGUGUGUUUCAUGAGUAAACCGAUCAAACCAAACGACUGCAACAUCAUAUGCCAGCAUGCUUUAAACUACAAGAUAAACGGUGGUUCAAAAGAAAUUCAGAACACAAAUUCAACCAGCAAUCCAGAUGAUGGAAGCUCUGGAGCAAAGGCCACAAAGAAGUCUAAGAUCACAUGGACGACUUCUCUUCAGAGUCAAUUUGACAAAGCCAUUGAACACAUUGGUAUUCAUAAGGUUACGCCUAAGAAGAUUUUAGAAUUCAUGGACCUGGACUACCUAACAAAAGCACAUGUAGCCAGCAAGUUACAGAAGUUCAGAAAGAGUAUGAAAAAAGACGUAGAAAAGAUAAGAACAGCUAUGAUCUCCAUUGACCCACAACGCUCUUACAGCCACAAGACAAGCCUAAGCAAAAACAAUCUUCUCAAUUCCCAACCUGGCUAUGGUCUUGGUCAGUCUAGCCCCAUGAUUAACAAAAAUGCUGGUUUUCAUGGCUUUGACAACUAUAUGAACAGUAGACCCACCUACAAUUUGAGCCAAACCGGAUCCAACUUUUUGCUUGGGAGAGGCAUCUUUGCUUUACAAGGGGAAAUGGGAAGCAUUUCUGGAACAUCUCAAGAGUCUGAAGCUCAUAAGUUUGGACAGUAUGGUACAACAAGCGAUGUUUUGGGUGUUAACUCAAAUAUUACUACUGGUACAACGGGAAGUAAUUACUUGGGGAACAGAAUAGAUGAAAAGGGUAAUGUGGUUGGACCUGGUAAUGGAUAUAUUGAUGAAGUAAGAGUCCAUAGUGCUGGUAAUGGCUCUCUAGGUGGAACAAGAGUCCAAGGUAAUGGUUAUAGCUCUUUUGAUGAAAUAAGAGUCCAUGGUGCUGGUAAUGGUUCUCUAGGUGGAACAAGAGUUCAAGGUAAUGGCUAUAGCUCUCUUGAUGAAAUAAGAGUCCAUGGUGCUGGUAAUGGCUCUCUAGGUGGAACAAGAGUCCAAGGUAAUGGUUAUAUCUCUCUUGAUGAAAUAAGAGUCCAUGGUGCUGGUAAUGGUUCUCUAGGUGGAACAAGAGUUCAAGGUAAUGGUAAUGGCUUUCUUGAUGAAAUAGGAGUCUAUGGUAAUCUUAAUGGCUCUCUUGAUGGGAUACAAGUUCAUGGAGUUAAUGAUACCGGUAAUGGUAAUGGCACCCUUGAUGGAGGUAUAGCUCAUGGUAAUGCUAAUUGCUCUCUUGGUGGAAUGAGAGUUUAUGGUACUGAUAGUGGUUCUCUUGGUGGGAUACAAGUUCAUAGUACUGGUAAUGGUAAUGGUAAUGGUAAUGCAUCUCUUGGUGAAAAUUUGGGUGGCAUGAACUGGAACUUCAAUAACAGCAAUAUCAAUAACCAUGGAAGUUCAACUUCAAGGCUUCCUUCUGCAUUGCCAUCGUUCUUUGACAAUAAUCAGCCACAUAAUUACUUGAAUAAUGCUCAAAUCGGUGGUGUGGUUCCUGUUCUAGAGAAUCCAAUAAUAUUUAAUGAUCAUUAUGGCAUCAACGAGUUUUAUGGCGAUCCAAUUAACUCGCAGUUUUAUCAUAAUCAGCAGCAUCAAGGUAAUGCGACUGGUGAAAAUCCUGAGGUGUCUACUGCUUAUCCUCUUCUAGACAUUAGUAAUCGGAGUUUUAAUAACGGUAACUAUAAUGAAGAAACAUUGAACUCUCUUGCUGUUGAUUCGGAAAUGUAUGUUCCUACUAAUCAGGACAUGAACAUUACAAAUCAGAAACAUGAUGUUGAAGACUCGAUGAAACUCCCAUUGUUAUUCGAUCAGGAUUGUGACGAUGAAAACUUCAUGAAGUUUCUGGAGAACGUGAAUUAA
Messenger RNA from Eruca vesicaria subsp. sativa (arugula), 2148 nucleotides. Lineage: Eukaryota; Viridiplantae; Streptophyta; Magnoliopsida; Brassicales; Brassicaceae. The record is from the annotation of a GenBank genome assembly.